Paramecium tetraurelia is the source of this 3330-nucleotide messenger RNA. RefSeq lists its product as uncharacterized. The record is from RefSeq and is a predicted model, not a curated record. Gene Ontology annotation, biological process: protein targeting to vacuole; endosomal vesicle fusion. Gene Ontology annotation, cellular component: late endosome; HOPS complex. The transcript has 7 exons. Lineage: Eukaryota; Ciliophora; Oligohymenophorea; Peniculida; Parameciidae.
AUGAAAUCCACAGUCCAAGAUAAAGAAAGAUAGAAGAUUAAACCAAAUUAGAAUAUUAACAUAGAACAUUGCAUCGUUAAAACAGUGUCAGACACCUUUAAGACAUUUUUUGAUUCUAAAAUUAAAGAAUAUGGAAUGCCAACCUACAUAACUAUGAAUUCAGAAUUUGUAUUUGUUGGAAUGGAUUAGGCCUAUGUUGUUAUAUUUAGAUAAGAUUGCAAUUAUACUCAAAGCCAUAAAGUACUUGGAAAUGAAUUCCAAAUAAGUAGGGGAAGGGUUAAAAUGAUACAUAUCUCCAUAGAUGGAUAACUUUUACUAGUGGUUUAUUCUAAUGAUUAAUUUGUAAUAUAUAAUCUCAAAUCUUUUAUCGAGAUCUUUGGUUGUAGACUUAAACUUGUGAAAAACAUUAAAAUUGUGCCAUUGACAAAUCAAUGUCUAUACUACGAAUUAAUCGUUCAAUUAGAUAACAAUUACAUUAUAAAGAUGCCUUUAGAUUUAAAUAAUACAGGAUAGUUUAAUAAUACAGGAUAGUUUGAAUUUGAAUUAGGAAUACCAAUAUAUAAGGUCGGAAUGUUAUGCGAAAAAUAGCAGUUCGAAGAAAUAAAAACAGCAUCGAUAGUUGAGGAGGAUUACAUUGCUCCUAUGUCUUAAAUAAUAUAAGAUUUAUCAAUUAUGGAUACUAGUUAUUAGGAGCAUAUCUAAUGUAUGGAUGAUAAUGACAAAUUGACUUAGAUAGAUAAUAAAGCGAAAACGAGUAGAAUUAUCUAAUCCAAGUAUUUGAUGGCUGUGGCAUUCACAAACAGAGUCUAGGUUAUAUAGCUGCAUUUUGGAGCCAAAUUAAAUCAAGAAGAAUCAAAAAUUUAACUAUUGCUAAACUUUUUGAGACCAGAUGCAUUUAUUUAUAAUUUGGUAUUUAAUCAACCUUAUCCAAAUACAUUUGAAUCCUAACAGUUGUCCAUUUAAUGUUCUUGUACUUGGGGAUUGGGCAAUUUCAAAGAAACUAAUAAAAGAUAUGUAUUACUGAUAAUCAAUUGGGGAUGCAGGGAAUAUUAUGCAUUCAAAGUUAUGUCAAGCAAUUCAAAUAUUUAAGUCAUUUAAGGUGGUCAUUUUUACAAUGCCAUAGAUUUUGCUACACUUUACACUUUUCCUUUGACUUGCAAGUUUAUAACUAAUUCAAUCUUUUUAUCCUUUGUUGUAAAUAAUAUUGAUGGCCUCAUUUCAACUAAAUUGAAAUUAAUGACUACUUCGUAAUUUGAGUAUGGAGUACCAUUUACUCUAAGUUAAAUAGAAAAGCAUUACAAUUAGGAGAAAUAGAUACAAAAUCUAUCAAAUGGGUAAUAUCAACCAAAAUUUAGCUAAUAUGUUAGUGAAAAUAAAUAAUAAGUUAUUAUUAGCUAAGGCAUUUUAGACUCGAUAUAGGAUGGUUAUCAAAUUUCAAAUGAUAUCAUCAUGAAUUUCAAUUAAUUGCAUUCCAAUUGUACAUAUCGUAUCAUUAUUAUUCUAGUGCAAAUAACCUUUGAGAAUGGAUUAUGCAAUAUAUUGAAUGGCACUGAUUUGUAUACAAUUCGAUUAAAGAAAUGGGAUGAAUACUUAAUUGAAUUGAGUAAGAAUGAAGAAUGGGAUAAGUGUUUUGAAACAGCCUUUAGCAUUCAUAAGGGUUAUCUGACACUUCUAUGUGAUAUCCCUGAAAAUGACACUCAAAGACACAAGUACAUUUAGGAUAUAUGCGGCAAUUUGGGAUUGCAAUAUAUAAUGACCUAAUUAAUUAAAAACUAAUAAAUAAAUAAUACAUGUAUAUAAAAGGUUAUUUAGUUUUUCAUUAAAACUCAAAAUGAAGAGCAAUUAUUUGAUUAAAUUGAAACCUUUAUGGUGAGUAAUGGCUAUGGCAAUAUAUUCUAUGAUAGUUUGAAGGACUUAAUAAAACAGUUCCAUGUAAACAUCCCAUAUCAAAAUCAACUAAAAGUCUUGAGAAGAUUCUCAGAUAUGAACGAGAAGGAUAUAUGCCAACGAAUUAUUUUCUCAAUCUAAAACAUUUAGUAAUUCGACCCCAAGAAAUUAAUAGAAUUCUGUUAGGAAAAAGAUUUAAUAGAACCGUUAAUAUACGUAUGCUCACAGUUUAACGACUUUUUAACACCAUAUUUGAGGAUACUUACUCUGAUCACAGUGUUGUCAGACAGUCAUCAUUCGAAUUAGACUGAGAAGAGCGGCAUAACUUCACUGACGCUGGAGUAACUAAAAGUUAGUCUAUUUGGUUUUCUUUAGUUUUGUUUUACUGGUCAAAAUUAAUAGAAGCCUGAACUCUUUUUCACUGAUAAAUAAUUUAAAUCUAUGUUCAAAGAUUUAUUUGAAUAUUUAUUUGAUUUUAAAAAUGUAGAAAAGCUAUUAGAAAUAGAUUAUCAAAAAUCCUUACAAGUUUUUCUAUUGGUUUUUUCGGAAAGGAUCUAGGAUAAUUUGAGACAGUAUAUUAAUGAAGGAAAGCAAAUAAAAAUCUAGAUGAGCAAGAGUGUUUAGGAGGGGUUCUUACCGGAAAUCCUGAAUUUGGAGUAGACUGAAAUUCAUUUGCAAGUAUUAUCGAGGAUUUAUGUUUUGAUUAAAAUUGCAGAGAUGACAUAUUUUGGUAAACUCAACAAUAAGAAGGAAAUUGAAAAAUUCUUAUAAUACUCAUAUGCAUUUUCUUCGAAUAUCUUUGCAAUUUGUUCUUUUAGAUUUAACAGCAAUCACAUCUUGAUCAAUCUGUUAAACUACAUGGAUAUUUUGAGGUUGGAAGAGUCCACCUUGUUUGACAUUACUUGGGUUCUGAGAGGGAGAGUGCAAAAGGACUUGCCUGAUGAAGUGAUACGGAAUGAGUUUUUGGAUAGGGUGAUGAAGAAAUUGGAUAAGUCAUUGGAAGGGUAAUACAUGAUAUUGGAGGAAUUGCGAGAGAAGGCGUAGGAAAGGAAAUGGGUUUUGAUGGAGGGAUGUUGUUUGAUAAAAAUGAAACGAAUUCCUGAGGCUCUGUAUCUGUAUUUAAGUCACCCGGAUUGGAUGCUAUCUGAGAAGGUGUUUGGUGUGUUGGCAGAUUAAUUAAGAUUGGAGAAGCAGGAGGAGUUCAUUGAAGAUUGGGUUUUUAAGAAUUUAGGGAUUCUUGGGUGUGAGAACAGUUAAAAGCUGUUUAAUUUGUUGUACACUUACAAGAGGGAGGAUAUUGGGAGGGUGUUGAUGGAAUUAAAAAAGGUAGAUGUUGUGAAAGUGGACAAAAAGAUGGGGAGGGAGCAAGAGAUGAAUCUAUUUAUUGAGUUUUUAGAAUAUUUAAAACCUCGUAUGUAAAUUGAUGUUUCGAAGUACUUGUGA